Molecule: messenger RNA, 1692 nt
Organism: Ceratina calcarata
Lineage: Eukaryota; Metazoa; Arthropoda; Insecta; Hymenoptera; Apidae
Gene: Rpn13
Product: regulatory particle non-ATPase 13
Exons: 5
Coding region: 136-1446 (436 amino acids)
Cellular component (GO): cytoplasm; proteasome regulatory particle, lid subcomplex; nucleus
Molecular function (GO): endopeptidase activator activity; proteasome binding
Source: RefSeq, a predicted model, not a curated record
UAUAGGAGUCUCUCUAUACGCCAUUUUAAAGUGCAGUGUCAUCAGCGCUCCGAGUAACAUAAAUUGACCGCGUGUAAAGAUUAAAUAUAUUUAUCGUAUAUCAAAACAACGCCUGGAGUUUUGCGAAUAUCAGUCAUGUCGGGAGGAAGCCUAUUCGGUAGUAAUGCGUCGCGCGGCACCCCGAAGAAUUUGGUUGAAUUCAAAGCUGGAAAGAUGACCAUGAAGGGAAAGAUGAUUUAUCCAGACAUUCGAAAGGGCCAGCUUUACGUCUAUCAAUCGGACGAUUCUUUGAUGCAUUUCUGUUGGAAGGACCGCGUAUCAGGCUACGUCGAAGACGAUUUAAUCAUUUUCCCUGAUGAUUGCGAAUUUAAACAUGUUCCUCAAUGCAAAACUGGUAGAGUGUAUCUUUUGAGAUUCAAGUCGUCAAAUAAAAAGUUCUUUGUCUGGCUGCAGGAUUUAAAAACGGACAAAGAUGAAGAAUACUGCAGAAAGAUUAAUGAGGUCCUCAAUAAUCCACCAACUCCUGGGUCACAGAGAAGUGGAUGCACAAACCCAGAGGAAGAUCUCCACAAUUUGUUGAGCAACAUGUCUCAACAACAAUUUAUGCAACUAUUUAGUGGGGCAGAUCAAGUAGGUUUGGGUAAUCUGUUGGGAACAGUAAAUAGACUUCAAGGUGUACAAAGCACGAGAGCUUCCACGAUGACUGCAUCAACUAGGGUCACUACUAAUGCUUCGAGACCCUCUACGCAAGUGGCAUCGACACCCGCAUCUACCAAUGACUCUACCAAAUCCACUAAUGGAGACAGCAAGUCUUCGUCGACGACAUCUACAACAGCGACUAGAACACCGGGUACGUCGACGCCUAGUGGUAACACAACAGCAGGCACUAAUAACAAGAUCCAGCUGAGCGCUCUGCAUAAUUUUCUGUCAAGAAUUCGAACGCCAGGAUCCGAAUAUCCCGUUUAUCAGUGGGACGUAGUGACCGAGCUGACGCAUAGCAUCCCCUCUGCGAUCUCCGUGACGGAGAGCUUGGAGCGCGCGAUGAGCCCGCACUUGCCGCCUGGGGAUCGCCUGUGCACAACGCUAGUGUCUCCCCAGUUCUCCCGGGCGCUAUCAAUGUUCUGGUCUGCUUUGCAGUCAGGCCAGGCGGGACCCGUCAUCAGUCAAUUCGGCCUGGGUCCAGAAGCCGUGAACGCUGCUGCCAGUGGCAACAUUGAAGAGUUCGUCAACGCCCUCGAGUCCGAGGCGAAAUCAUCGACUGGCCAGCAACAGCCAGAGCAACAAACGCAACAACAACAGCAGCAGCAGCCGCAGCAACAACAACAGCAGCAGCAACAGCAAGGGCAGCAGGAAGAGAAAAAUGCUAAAGAGCAACAAGCACCGCCGCCAGCGUCUUCUAGUCCCGAUAAGAAAGAUGACGACGACGAGUUCAUGGCUUUAGAUUAAGAAUUCUAAAUCGCUAUCAUUUCGAAGAUAUAAGAUAUUAUGUACUUGCAAUAUAAUAAACAAUUCCGUAAAGCAUAACGCGCUUCGUUAUCUAACGAGGAUAUUGUGAGGUGUACGGAGAAUCGUCAGAGAGAGAUUCUCCUGAUUGUUUAAUGUCUCAAUUGGAAAGCCCGUACUCGAAUUAAACAGCGCAGUGAAGUUUGUAUAUUAAAAUGUAUUCAAAUAAAUUGAAAUCAUUAUGAAGCA